Grammomys surdaster is the source of this 1031-nucleotide messenger RNA. It is a transcript of the gene Cib1, whose product is annotated as calcium and integrin binding 1. Gene Ontology annotation, molecular function: calcium ion binding. The transcript has 7 exons. The record is from RefSeq and is a predicted model, not a curated record. NCBI's taxonomy places the organism in Eukaryota, Metazoa, Chordata, Mammalia, Rodentia, Muridae. The coding region runs from base 247 to 822 and encodes 191 amino acids.
GCCCCGGCGAGUCCGGCUCCUCCCCGGGCCCUCCCUCCGGCUCUCCUGGGCCCGCGAGGAGCCGGGAGCUGGCCCGCUGAGCGGCGCUAAGUGUGGCGGGGCAUUGUAGGCAGGGGCGGGCCCGGGGGCGGAGGCCGAGCAGCGGUUGCUACGGAGGACUGGGCGGGGACGCGGCCCCGAGGACGGAAGUGAGAAAGUUGCCGGCGUCCCGGGGAGAGUUGGCCGAGCUGUGCGCGCACCGCAGCGAUGGGAGGUUCGGGCAGUCGUCUGUCUAAGGAGCUGCUGGCCGAGUACCAGGACCUGACGUUCCUGACCAAGCAGGAGAUCCUCCUAGCCCACAGACGCUUUUGCGAGUUGCUUCCCCCAGAGCAUCGGACCGUGGAGGAGUCACUGCACACCCGAGUAUCAUUUGAGCAGGUCCUCAGCCUUCCAGAGCUCAAGGCCAACCCCUUCAAGGAGCGAAUCUGCAUGGUCUUCUCUACGUCACCCACCAGAGACAGCCUGAGCUUUGAGGACUUCCUGGACCUCCUGAGUGUCUUCAGUGACACAGCAACCCCAGACAUCAAGUCACACUAUGCCUUCCGCAUCUUUGACUUUGAUGAUGAUGGAACCCUGGACAGAGAAGACCUGAGCCGGCUUGUGAACUGCCUCACAGGAGAGGGCGAGGACACUCGGCUCAGUGCUUCUGAGAUGAAACAGCUCAUCGACAAUAUCCUGGAAGAGUCAGACAUUGACAGGGAUGGGACCAUCAAUCUCUCUGAGUUCCAGCAUGUCAUCUCUCGCUCACCAGACUUUGCCAGCUCCUUUAAGAUUGUCCUGUGAUGGCUUCUGAGUGCCAACAUCCUGUCCAAGACCUUUCCACUGCUGAGAUGUGGCCAAGGUUAUGCCUGCGGUGUCAGGGCCAGUGCCGGCCCAGCCUGGAGUGGGCGCUGCAGAAUCUGGUCCCCUGGCAGGGGAGGACCCUCCCCCUUGUCACUGCUGUUGUCAUCACUGUGUUUACUAAUUGGUAAUAAAGGUUUAGAAAUGUUUGA